AUGUUGAGACCCACAGGGCAGUCAAAUAAGUUUUCUGUGGAAUCUCCUCAACAGAUGAUGGGCACAAAUUUCUGUCAGCUCCUGAUUCCUGUUUACACUGACAGAGUUCUCUCAAAGACCAAUAUAAAAGGCAGCCCAGUUCCCAUCUGUGCCAUCCACUUCUCUUGCCUUCUCUUCGUUGGAAACCAGGUGCACCUCCAGUCCCAAGUCAUGUCCUGCUACACCCAGUGUGUGCCAUGCCGGCCCUGCGGCCCGACCCCUCUGGCCAGCAGCUGCAAUGAGCCCUGUGUCAGGCAGUGCCAGAACUCCACCAUCGUCAUUGAGCCCUCUCCCGUGGUGGUGACCCUGCCCGGACCCAUCCUCAGCUCCUUCCCACAGAACACCGUUGUGGGCUCCUCCACCUCUGCUGCUGUUGGCCGCAUCCUCAGCUCUGAGGGCGUGCCCAUCACCUCGGGGGGCUUUGACUUGUCCGGCUUGGGCAGCCGCUCCUGUGGCAGAAGGUGCCCGCCCUGCUGA
Lagopus muta (rock ptarmigan) is the source of this 516-nucleotide messenger RNA. RefSeq names its product feather keratin Cos1-1/Cos1-3/Cos2-1-like. Gene Ontology annotation, cellular component: intermediate filament. Gene Ontology annotation, molecular function: structural constituent of cytoskeleton. NCBI's taxonomy places the organism in Eukaryota, Metazoa, Chordata, Aves, Galliformes, Phasianidae. The transcript is spliced from 4 exons. The coding region runs from base 1 to 516 and encodes 171 amino acids. The record is from RefSeq and is a predicted model, not a curated record.